AUAUGAGUCUGAUCAUCUGGGUUUUUAUUUCGUAGCUCAUAUCAGCUGACAACUAACAUCUACGAGAUAGUGUUUAACUUGAGCCACGCCUUGACACUGUUACCAAGUUAAUACAAAGAGAGUUUGCUGAGAAAUGGCAUUUUACAAAAAGGAAAUUUUGGUAUCCACAUCUGAACCUUCCAAAUGGAAUUUGUCUCAUAUUGAUGACAAAAUAGAAUUGAAUAACAAUAGUACAUUUUGGUAUUCACCUUUGUUUCAAAAUAACAAAACUCUACAGAGAAGCUGGAAUAAAACAAAGAGUGGCUCUGAUGAUUAUUCAAACUCAAAUGAUUUUUUUAACAAUUAUAAAAUAUCAUUCCAUUUAUUCGAUUCAGAGGAAUUUGAAUUAACAUCGGAAGGAUUUGAGAAAUCAAUUACAGUGUUGAAUUUGAUAAUCGCAUUACUGGGUUUCGUAGGAAAUAUCAUCACCAUCUUCACAGUUUUGUGCUGUAAAAAGUUUCAUACUCCAACAUUUGUUGCGAUAGGGUUUCUUGCUUUUUCUGAUGCUCUAAAUAUCAUCAUUAUUUUUGUGGAGAAAUUUUCGAAUCUCGAAUAUUAUCUUUAUUAUCAUGAUUUUGUGAGCAAAAACUUUUUUUGGUAUAUGGUUUAUUCAUUUUUAUGUUUAACAGUUAUGAAUUGUUCAAGUGCACAUAUGGUGUUUCUCUCUAUGAUCAGAUACUUAUUAACAGUCCAUCCCUUAGAGAGCAAGAUACGACUUACUGUGCCAAUUGUUAUAGCAAUGUGUUUAAUGAUCUGGGUUUAUUCUUUCCUGUUUUCAGCUUUCAUAUUUAAGAUUAUAUCAACGAGUAUUAAAGAUUUUUAUGAUACUUAUAGUUUAACGGGUCUUACAGGCAUGAUUAUUCGUCUUCUUUGGGGCUCUAUUUCUAUCUGUGCAAUCAUAAUUAUACAUAUCAAGAAGAUAAAAGCUCUAAAAAAUGCUUCUGUAACAAACAUUAUUCAUAAGAGAAUGAAUGUUGUUAUUUCUAUCAUAUUAUUAAUUUUUGUUUCGUAUGAAAUCUCUCUGAUGCUUCGUUACAUUGCUGACAUUGCUUUCGAAUAUUUCAUUGUUUUGAGAAUUCCUAUUUACUCGAUCAUUCGGCAAUACUUAUUCAGUAUUACUACACUCUUCGGACUAAUAAAUUACUCUUGUAAUUCUUACAUACUCUUUUUUGCUUCACAAAUGUGUUUUAUAAACAAACAUGAGAAACCUAAGAGAAGUACAAAGUGAAAUCAAUCACUCUAAUUUGAUUUUAUUGACAUUUUGCAUGAAUCCUUUCAUUUACCGAUCCGCAUUACAAUUUAGCAGGGAAUUGAAAAACAUCAUUUUACCCGCUGGAUGUAGAUACCUUACAUAUUGGCACGCUUUUUAAAUAAAUUCUAUAAACAUUAACAUGGAACGUACGGUUUCUAAACAAUAAAUUAUGCUUUUGUUUUUUCAAUGCAGAAAAUCGGCACAAUAAAUUAAGCUUUUGAUA
This is a messenger RNA of Saccostrea cuccullata (small rock oyster), 1514 nucleotides long. Its product is annotated as cysteinyl leukotriene receptor 2-like. Gene Ontology annotation, cellular component: membrane. The record is from RefSeq and is a predicted model, not a curated record. NCBI's taxonomy places the organism in Eukaryota, Metazoa, Mollusca, Bivalvia, Ostreida, Ostreidae. The transcript has 2 exons. Bases 134 to 1267 code for a protein of 377 amino acids.